Molecule: messenger RNA, 393 nt
Organism: Penicillium mononematosum
Lineage: Eukaryota; Fungi; Ascomycota; Eurotiomycetes; Eurotiales; Aspergillaceae
Exons: 2
Coding region: 1-393 (130 amino acids)
Source: RefSeq, a predicted model, not a curated record
AUGCCGGCAUGCAGAACUCGCAACUCACUCGAUUACUUCUGGCCAACUCUGCACAUGAAGUUCGGACCCCCUCUGAAUGCCAUCGUGGACUAUUUGGAGAUUGCACUUGAGAGCCAGGACCUCAUCAAAGACGAAAGUUUCGACCUUGAAGCCACCUUUAAAGAAGCGUCUGAUGUGUUGUCUGGCGACCCCAAGCGGAAGAACAUCUCAUACACUCUUUCUAUACACACAGGUAUUCCUGAGUCAGUUCUCGCAGUUCUCGGCGACCAGCGUCGUGUGCGGCAAGUUAUUUCGAACCUCAUCUCAAAUGCAAUUCAGCACACCACAUGCGGUGCUGCCAUGGCAGAAAUGUGGCGCUCUGGCACUCAAACCAUUCCAGGCCAUGUGGGGUGA